CCUGCGCUCUGCUGUCUCUUCUCCUGCUCCUCUCCCGGGGUCGGUUACUCGUUUGAAGUUCCUUGAGGAGUCUUUUUGUCUUGACGUUCAUCCUUCACAGCCACCAUGGUUCACAGCAGCAGCAUCUGCAGAUUCCUCCUCCUGGUGCUCCUAGGCAUCAUGGUAGCCUUUGUACACACAGAGACAGUUGCAGACCCUGCCUCAACAACCAGGGACAACCAGGACACCAUGUCUGGAGAGCCACCCAGUGACGUCACCACCAAAGAGCCUUUCCAGGAAAUGACGGAGCAGGCCUUCACCUCCGACUACGAGGACACCACACUCUCCCAGGACGUGGACGAGGAGGAAGGUGUUCUGGGGCCAGGGGCCAUCACAGCCAUUGUUAUAGCAGUCUUCCUGGGAGCAUCUGUCCUCCUCGCCCUCAUUGUCAUCACACUCAGGAAGUUUACCGCCUCCUAGAGUGAAGAAAUUUCAUCUUGUGUAUACUUGUCUGUGUGUGUGUGUGUGAGUGUGUGUGGUGUGUGUGUGUGUGUGUGUGUGUGUGUGUGAGUGUGGGUGUGGGUGUGUGUGUGUAUGCCACACAGUGUGUCAGCGUUUCUCUUUUGCUUCCCAUCUGAAUUUCUCAACUCUUAACCCAGUCCUUAUUUUUCCUUUAAAGAUUAGUUGUGUAUUUUACUUUACUGUAGAUGCUAAAAAACUGUGGCAGGUCCCCUGACUGACUAUUUACAGAUUUACUGUAAACACAUUCUUAAAUGUUGCUCAACAUGUCUACUUGUUCCUGAAGGUAUAAUGUUAGAAACUGGCUGGCUCUUCCAGUGGAAAUCAUAGCAUGUCCAUUUUUCUUCCUUCCUUCUCAUAGUCUUACACGCAUGCUCUAAAGGGUUUUAAUGUGUGUGGGCUGUUUGUCCAGGGAGUUUGAUGUGAAGUAUCCCGUAUGUGUUUGCUUUUAUUUUGUACAUGAUGUGUGUGUGUGCGUUUUUCUUAGUCCGUGUCUUACUUUUUUCCUUCAAUAAGAAAGAUAUUUGAGAUGUAUGUGCCUACAUGUGAGGUCUGUAUAAGUAUUUCACAAUGAUUUCACCUUGCGCCGAAGUUAUUUUUAAAAUAUUCCCUCGUGUACAAGUUUUUAAGUUUGCACUGCACCAUUUACAAACAUUGGUGGAGUCAAAAUAAGGAGAAAACAUUUUUUUUAAAAGGCUUCUUUGAUGAAUGUAAACAGGGUAGUUGGGUUGUUUGUUUUACCUGCGAGCAAAUAUAAAGCCAGAGCAUGGAUGAAUGUGUGUUUGCACUCAAAUGAGUGUUUGGAGUUUUUUGUUGUUGUUUUAUUUGCAUGGGGGGAGUGGGGGGUCGUAUUUUAGUAAGACUAUUUUGUCUUAUUCUAUAUGCCUCAGAGUCCUCAGUACUCAACCCUUCAGCUGGAUGUUGCCAUGUUAAUGUCACUGCCCAAUUAUAUUUAAGUUGAGACUUGAGAUAAUGAGAUUUUAGUUGAAUAAAUAAAUCACAUGCCAAACA
Micropterus salmoides (largemouth bass) is the source of this 1509-nucleotide messenger RNA. RefSeq names its product secondary ossification center associated regulator of chondrocyte maturation (gene snorc). The transcript has 3 exons. The record is from RefSeq and is a predicted model, not a curated record. Gene Ontology annotation, biological process: cartilage development. NCBI's taxonomy places the organism in Eukaryota, Metazoa, Chordata, Actinopteri, Centrarchiformes, Centrarchidae. The coding region runs from base 106 to 459 and encodes 117 amino acids.